GCUGCCAAAGCCGUGACCGUCGACACAUACGUACACAUUGUCACUACACAAGCCAAGGCUGGAAAUUACACUCGCGCCAUGGCCCAAGAACAAAUGUCAGUGAUGAACGAUGCGUACGCUGCGCUUGGGAUUUCCUUCAACACAGUCACCAUCGACGUCACCGUCAACAACGCCUGGGCCACAGCAGCACAAGGCUCCAGCGCCGAGCUCGACAUGAAACGCGGUCUCCGCCAAGGUUCCUACGCAGAACUCAACCUCUACUUCACCAGUGACCUCGCCGGCGGCCUCCUCGGUUUCUGCUACUUCCCCAAGUCCCGCCCAACUUCCAAGGACCUCACUCUCGACGGCUGCGUUAACCUUGCCGGUUCCCUUCCAGGUGGCGACGCAGAAAACUACGACCUCGGCUAUACCGCCGUCCAUGAGACAGGUCACUGGUUCGGGCUGUACCACGUUUUCCAAGGCCAAUCUUGCUCUGGACCGGGUGACUAUGUCUCUGAUACACCGAUUCAGAGAAUUGCCACGAGUGGUUGCCCUGCGAGCCAGGACUCUUGUCCGAAUGCCACGGGUGUGGAUUCUAUUCACAACUUCAUGGAUUAUUCUUACGAUGAGUGUAUGUACGAGUUUACAAGUGGACAGAGUCAGAGGGCGAAUGCUCUCUACAGUCAGUACAGA
This is a messenger RNA of Pseudocercospora fijiensis CIRAD86, 672 nucleotides long. RefSeq lists its product as uncharacterized. Gene Ontology annotation, molecular function: metallopeptidase activity. The transcript has a single exon. Lineage: Eukaryota; Fungi; Ascomycota; Dothideomycetes; Mycosphaerellales; Mycosphaerellaceae. The annotation marks the transcript as partial. The record is from RefSeq and is a predicted model, not a curated record.